AUGCCCCUGCCCGAUGGCGAGCGAUCUCAGGCGCAAAUCAAUAGCGUUUUUGGCGAUGAGCAGGUGGAUGCGGAAACGGGCAACUACAUUCUCAACGUGAUAUACUGGAGAAGAGCAUCGGGGGCGUUGAUUGAUGUUGGGAUUCGGUUUCCGAAUGACAGUCGCGUGACGGACCGGCAAGCUGCGAAAGCGCUGGACUACAUUCGUUCGCUCGAUCCGAGUUUUGAUGAACAAGCUGCUGCGCAGGUGUGGGCGGAGGAGGAAUCAGUGAGGUUACAGCAACAAUUGGAGGACCGGGCUGUGAAACUACGACUUUACAAACGGGACGAGCCGCAGGAGGAGGAGGAGGAAGCCGAAGAGGACCAAGGUACCGCCUAUGGCCGCUCACGGAACCGCGAGAGUCAGCUGGAACAGCUUCAAGCUUCGAACGAGGCAAUCAAAGAGGCCGAAGCAGCACGCAAAGCAGUCGCAGAGGCCAAAGCCGAGGGCUCCGCCUUGCAUACCCACCGCGGUCCAUUAGAACUGGCCGGUGGGGUGCAGCCAUCGGUCGAAAUGGUGACCUACACCGGGAGAGAUGGCAUCACGAUUUCUCGACCCAAGCAGCAAGCAUGGCUGCAACCAGUGGAGCGCAAACCGUGGGUAUCGUACUACGAAAAACAGGCCGAACUCUUCCCAAGCGAGUCUAUCCCACAACUCUCCAACCUCCAACGUCUGGGGCCCAGCUUCGCCUUCCUCCUGCUGCUCCUCGGCCUGGCAGUGUUCGUCUCCGAAAACUACACCCCGCCUCCCAACAGCGCGCGUCUAUGGCCGGACGUCCCUCCAUCCGUGGCCACGCUCUCGGCCCUCACAGGAACCUUCUUCGCCUUCUUCCUCCUCAGCCGCGUCCCUCCCCUCUGGAGAACGCUAAACAAAUACUUCACCGUCGUGCCCGCCUACCCUCAUGCCUUCGGCAUCCUAGGCGCCGCCUUCCGCCACCAGCGUCUCUCACACCUCCUCUUCAACUCCCUCAGCCUCUGGCUCUUCGGCCUCAUCCUUCACGAAGACGUCGGCCGCGGCGCCUUCCUCUCCAUCUUCUUCCUCUCCGGCGCGCUAGGCGCCUACACGAGUCUCUCCUAUCACGUCCUGAGGCGGCACUGGGCGACCUACAUCUUCGGCUCGUCCGGCUGCGUGCUAGGCGUGGUAGCGGCCGCCACGACUCUGCAUCCCAAUUCCACGAUCAAAGUCUUUGGUCAGGACGUGCCGAUUGCCGUGUGGUUGUGGUUGGCGCUGUACGGAGUCGCGGAGGCUGUGGCGAUGUUUAGGUUCAAGGGGCUGGGCAUUGAUCAUGCGGGACACUUGGGUGGGCUCGUGGGCGGGUUUGCUUCGGCGCUGUGGUUGCAGCAGAAGGCUAGAGAGCGGAAGAUUGCGCUUGGAAGGGAGGCAGGGAGCGCUGUGCCGGUCGAAGUGAAUGAGGUCAAGGCAGCGCCGAGUUGA
Molecule: messenger RNA, 1473 nt
Organism: Neohortaea acidophila
Lineage: Eukaryota; Fungi; Ascomycota; Dothideomycetes; Mycosphaerellales; Teratosphaeriaceae
Exons: 1
Coding region: 1-1473 (490 amino acids)
Cellular component (GO): membrane
Molecular function (GO): serine-type endopeptidase activity
Source: RefSeq, a predicted model, not a curated record